AUUAUUAAUAUUCACAUUCCAGUUUUUGGUUGUUCUCAUUGGGCCUAAUAUCAAAUAAUAACAUUUACUCAGUAAGUAUUUCAUUAUAUAGAUAUUGCAGUUAGUUUGGAUUUAAUCGUGUGAUAUUUGUUUUCCAAGAUGCAGACCUGUCGUUUAGCAGCUUGCUGUUGUGCUCCACAACGUUUCUCAAAGAAAGUUUGGAAAAUGUAUAAUUUAAAUGUCCCAUAUUUCAAAUAAAAUGCAUCUUAAAGGACUAGUGUGUAAUUUGGCAGCAUCUAGCGGUGAUGUUACAGAUGCCAACCAACUAAAACUUCACCAGGCCUCAAAAGGUUCUGGUCCUCCCUUCAGAUAGCAGUGAACCCACCCAUGAAUAAAUAAACUGGGACAGGUCCAAUUAUAAUAUAUAAUAUUUGGGAAUGACGGACCCACUUUAUCUUUUGGGAUCUGCAUAAUCUUCAUACUGAAUCUGGAUUUUUUGUCAUGCAAUAUAGACUUUGAGAAGUAAAUCUUAAUCUCCUUCGCUGGCUUCUUUGUAAUUUGUAACGACAGCAUCUGCACAGCACACAGAAGUCCGGGUUCUAUAUUCGUUCUUAUUAAAUGUGUCCUUCCCAUCCAUGAAACUGGUAAAUUAUACCAUCUAGUAAAGUCACUCCUCAUGUCCAUAAGUAAAUUAUACAAGUUCAAUCUUAAAAUAUCUGCAACACUUGAAGUUAUGGAAAUCCCAAAGUAUAUAUAUUCCAUGGUAGAACAACAAAAUGGAAAGUCUGGUAAGUUUAGUGUGUCCUCAUACCCAAGUGGCAUUGCUACUGAUUUGUCAAAAUUAAUGUUGUAUCCUGAAAGAGAACAGAAGGUCUGUAUAAUUGACAUUACAGCUGGGAGGAUUCCUGUGGGUUGGCAACAAAUAAUGAGACGUCGUCUGCAUAUAGAGUGAUCUUGUAUUUGGCAGGUCACAUUUGGAUUCCUGAUAUAACUGUUGUGGUUUCUAAAGCCUCAGCAAAUGGUUCAAUUGCUUCAGAGAUAUUAAGUGUGUAUAAUGGAUCCCCUUGACGGGUAGACCUCCCAACAUGAAAUCUGUCAAUUGCAUGCUAUUAACCAGCACACAAGCCUUCGCUGAAUGGUUUAUCAACUUCACUACAUUAAUGUAUCUCCCGCCAACGCCAAAUCAUUCCAUAGUAAUGAAUAAAUAAGGCCACUCUGUUCAAUAGAAGGCCUUUUCCUGCGUCGCGCAAAAUAACAAGACCAUGCUUUUAAUUGAUUUUCGUAUAUUGGAUAAUUUUGAGCAAUUUCCUCAUUAUAGUUUGAGACACCCUAUUGUUUUAAUGAAGCUUGUUUGGUCCUCUUUAGUUAUAAGAGGUAAGUAUCCCUCAAGCCUUCUCUGCAAUAGUUUGUAGAAUAUUCCACUAUAUACGUUUGUUAAACUAAUGAGGUGAUAUGAACGCUGACAUCUGGGGGUUCCCCCUCCAAAAACACUUUGUAAAGUUUCGGAGAAAACUUCAUGGUUUGGGUCAAAAUUGCUACGUUUCUAAAGGGAACAUGAAACUUAAAACAGGUACAGGAUAUGAUCAGCUGUCUCUCAAGUGAAGCGUAUCUUGUGAACACAAACAUCUCCUUGUUUCAACUUGAACACCGUCUCUUAAAUGAAAGCCCAGUGUUUGUUUGAGUGCUAACCACUGCAACACUGUGCCACCCCAUGUGUGCACUCUAUUUUUUGUCAAUUUAACCCUUUUGUUGUCUCAAGGGUCAGAAAUGACUUGCAACUGUGUGUCACAGCAGAGAAAACCUCAGAUGUCUGUAAAGGACUGUAGAACAAAUACUGUGUGCUGCAAGUGUGAGAAAUACAUCCGUUAAGUCGCUGCAGAAAAAAGUUCAAGACUGUUGUUGUUUCCCUUCAGUUUAUCUGAACGGUGAGGAGACAAAACCCAGAUAUUCACAAGGUUUGAUAAUUGACCUGUUGUUUGUAUGCAAAAUAGAUUUUUAUGGGUUUAGGGAAGGCGGGUCCUUUUUACAGAACGAUAAGAUAACGUAUUACAGGAACUGCUGUUACGGGAACUGCUGUCAUUUCUUGUAAAUGCUGAUGGGAGGGUGAACAGGGUUCGCUGUUUGCCGUUAACAGAAGGAACCGUUCAAAUAGAGAACAAGAUGUUGAAACAGCCUGUGAACUAAACACAUAAACACCUCUAGUCUCUGUGGUUUGUUGCAUAACGUUUUAAUACAAGAUGCAUCGUUGCAAUAGUCUGAACCUUAUUUCUGUACUUCACUACAGAGCAGCACAUCCGCUCUCUACAAUUCAAACAUGGGAAACAUAAUCAACAAAUUCUUUCUUUUGUUUUCAGUCUUUUGGUUUCAACCUACCACAACCUGCGACAGUAGAACCUCGAUCCAAACAACCUGCGACAGUAGACCCUCGAUCCAAACAACCUGCGACAGUAGAACCUUGAUCCAAACAACCUACGACAGUAGAACCUCGAUCCAAACAACCUGCGACAUUACUGAGGAGUUCAGGAUUCUGAUGGUGGGGAAGACCGGAGUUGGGAAGAGCGCCACAGGAAACACCAUUCUGGGAGAAAGGAUCUUUAAAUCAGAGUUCUCUCCUAAUUCGUUGACUACCUCCUGUAAAAAGGCCUUUGGUGAAGUGAACGGGCAAAAGGUUUCUGUUAUUGACACUCCGGGUCUGUUUGACACCAGGACUGAUGCAGAGAAAACCUGUGAACAAAUAGUCCGGUGCAUGUAUUAUGCUUCUCCUGGACCCCAUGUCUUCCUGGUCGUCAUCAAACUGGGCAGAUACACAGAAGAAGAAAAGAAUACAGUGCAGAAGAUUCAGAGACUGUUUGGAGAGGGAGCAGACAGAUACAGCAUGGUUCUCUUUACCCACGGUGACCUGCUCAAAGGGAAACCUAUUGAGGAGUUCUUGAAGGACAGCGAAGACCUGAUGGAACUUGUGGACAAAUGUAACGGCCACUACCACGUCUUCAAUAACGAGGUGAAGGAUCAGUCGCAGGUCAGCGAGCUGCUUGACAAGAUCAGAAACAUAAUAUGGGAGAACGGAGGAAGCCAUUACACCACUGAAAUGUUCCAGUGGUCAGAAAAGGCGGUUGAAGAGGAAAAACAACGAAUCCUUAAAGAGAAAGAAGAGCAAAUGCACAAAGAGGAGGAGGAGCUGAAGAAGAAACUAGAGGAAAAGUUUGAGCAACAAAUGAGGGAAGUGAAGGAUGACAUGGAGAAGGAGGAUAAGUUAAGGGAAUCUCGUGAAAGAGAAAUGAAAGAGGAACUUGAACAACUGAGGAAGCAGCAGGAAUUUCUGGCAAGAUGACAGGCUGCAAUCGAGCAUUUCCUCUUCAAAUUAAGUUUUUGGCUUUGUGAUGCUGGACUGCAGCAGCCUUAAUUAACUGUUGUGAAUUAUUAAUAUUCACAUUCCAGUUUUUGGUUGUUCUCAUUGGGCCUAAUAUCAAAUAAUAACAUUUACUCAGUAAGUAUUUCAUUAUAUAGAUAUUGCAGUUAGUUUGGAUUUAAUCGUGUGAUAUUUGUUUUCCAAGAUGCAGACCUGUCGUUUAGCAGCUUGCUGUUGUGCUCCACAACGUUUCUCAAAGAAAGUUUGGAAAAUGUAUAAUUUAAAUGUCCCAUAUUUCAAAUAAAAUGCAUCUUAAAGGACUAGUGUGUAAUUUGGCAGCAUCUAGCGGUGAUGUUACAGAUGCCAACCAACUAAAACUUCACCAGGCCUCAAAAGGUUCUGGUCCUCCCUUCAGAUAGCAGUGAACCCACCCAUGAAUAAAUAA
Anarrhichthys ocellatus (wolf-eel) is the source of this 3773-nucleotide messenger RNA. Its product is annotated as GTPase IMAP family member 9-like. Lineage: Eukaryota; Metazoa; Chordata; Actinopteri; Perciformes; Anarhichadidae. The record is from RefSeq and is a predicted model, not a curated record. Gene Ontology annotation, molecular function: GTP binding. The transcript is spliced from 2 exons. The coding region runs from base 2294 to 3310 and encodes 338 amino acids.